UGGGCCUCAGUCACCUCCUCCUCCUCCUCCUCCUCCUCCUCCUCCUCCUCUUCGUCGUCGUCCUCGGCAGUGAACCGGGCCCUGCUGCAGCUCACACAGCGCCUCCUGCAGGCUCGGGCGGAGCAGCAGGAGGACGAGGAGGAGAAGGGGAAGAGGUCCGACGAGCCUCCCAUCUCUCUGGAUCUGACCUUUCACCUCCUCAGGGAGGUGCUGGAGAUGGCGCGGGCGGAGCAGAUCGCCCAGCAGGCCGACAGCAACCGCAGGAUGAUGGACGCCUUCGGGAAAUAAAUACUGCACUUCCUGUUCCUGUCCACUUCCUGUCCUGCAGUCGCUCUUGUGAACAGACCCCUCCCACUUACAUACUGACUCCUCCCACUUACAGGCUGAAGAAGGACUCAUUGAUUGCCACAGAUAUAUGAUUCAGUGAUCAAUGGAUGCAGUUAUUGAUCCUCCCGACCAGCAGGGGGCAGCACAGUUCCUACCUGUGUUAUCAUGUGAACAUUAACGAGCUGCAGUCGUUAAUCAAUCACUCUAUCAUAACAUUAUUAUUGUUGUUGUUGUUGUUGUUGUUAAAGUUACAAGUGUCACAUUUAAUCUAUUACUCUUACAGUAAGGGGAGCUCUGAUUGGUCAGAGGCUGUUUGUGUUGCCACCUUUUUAACAUUUGAUAUUUCCAAUAAGAAAGUGCUGCCUGCUGACUGACUCCGCCCAGCAGCCGGGCCACCGUACUUGAUCUGACCUCUGCAAGGGGGCGGGGCUGCAUCCUGAUAUCAAUGUAGGAUCAAUAUUAAAGACACUGGUAUUACUAAUCAUUAUGAACUCAUUAUUAAAGGCAC
This is a messenger RNA of Morone saxatilis (striped sea-bass), 835 nucleotides long. Its product is annotated as corticoliberin-1-like. Gene Ontology annotation, molecular function: hormone activity. Gene Ontology annotation, cellular component: extracellular region. The record is from RefSeq and is a predicted model, not a curated record. The annotation marks the transcript as partial. NCBI's taxonomy places the organism in Eukaryota, Metazoa, Chordata, Actinopteri, Moronidae. The transcript has a single exon.